Molecule: messenger RNA, 2283 nt
Organism: Ogataea philodendri
Lineage: Eukaryota; Fungi; Ascomycota; Pichiomycetes; Pichiales; Pichiaceae
Exons: 1
Coding region: 1-2283 (760 amino acids)
Biological process (GO): regulation of transcription by RNA polymerase II; DNA-templated transcription
Cellular component (GO): chromatin
Molecular function (GO): zinc ion binding; DNA-binding transcription factor activity, RNA polymerase II-specific; RNA polymerase II cis-regulatory region sequence-specific DNA binding
Source: RefSeq, a predicted model, not a curated record
AUGUCUUUACAAGUUCCCCCAUCGCCAAUCUCCGCCAAUCUUACUCCUCCGAAAUCCCGAAAACGACUAGAUGGCCCACCAUACAAAUGUGACUUUCCAGAAUGCUCCAAAGUGUUCCAGAGAUCCGAACAUCUUUCCAGACAUAAGCUGAAUCAUAAUCCAAAGAAGAUCUUCCGUUGCGACUACCCGGCAUGUGGGAAGACAUUUGUGCGCAAUGACUUGCUAGUUAGACAUAACAAACGACAUGAGGCCAGAAACGAAAAGACAAACACCUUCACCAAACAGUUAUCCUCAGCAAAUAGCAUUGUGCAAACCCACAAACAGGAACAACCCCCUACACCCACGGCAACAGCCCCCGACGAAUCGGCUCCGAGUCUGAUCAGCUGGCUGUUCCAGGACGAAAACAAACCUCUGGGCCAAUACACGUCAGAAGAAAUGUUCUCUACAGACUUCUCUGAACUGUUCUCUAAUAACGGCCAGAGCUUCUUCUUGCAAGAAGGGUUUGAAGACCUAUCGCCGUCAACGGCUAUUUUGUCCGAUCAAACAGCUCCGCUGGAGAACCCGCGCUCCGAGUACUCCAAAAACGAAUACCAAUUGACCGACCUGAACAUGAUCAAGUUCAAAACACUAAUUCCCAGUCUCGCAACCCAUCCCGACUUUGUGCAGUUCAAGCUCGAAAAACUGCUCAGAACAUACUGGAAGUUCUUCCAUGCUAGGUUCCCUAUUCUACACAAACCGACGUUUGUUGCGUCGCAGACCCCUCCCAUGUUGCUUCUGUCAAUGUUCAUGAUCGGUGCAAGAUUGUCCACCAUUUUCCAAGACUUCUACUCCCCGGACCAUAUCAUGGAUCCACAUACAUUUGCAGAUACCAUUGCCGACCCUCUGAGAUGGCAUAUUUUCUCCUCGCCCAACUUCCAGCCACCAGCAGCUAUAUGGAUCAUCCAGAGUCUUCUGUUGCUAGAGUUUUACGAAAAGAACUGUUCCACCCGCAAAAUGCACGAGCGGGCCCAUUUGCACCACGGAACCACUAUUCAGUUACUGCGUAGACUGCCAUCGCUUGGAGGCUCGCCGCAGAAACUCGGACAGCUCGAAGACGUCAACAAUUGGUACAAUUGGAUAGAGGUCGAGUCGUUGAAAAGAGCUACAUACAUGUGUUUUUACAUGGACACCUCUGAUGCUAUCAAUUACGGCCACCAGAUGUUAAUCUAUGCGCACCAGCUACAGUUGACGAUGCCCGUUGCUGACGAAGUCUGGGACGCCAAUCUGGAGUCGUUCAAAUACAUCAUCAAACAAACAAGCAGACCUCAACGGUUCCUAAUUGUGUUGAAGAACCUGCUCAAUGGUGUUUCUACGAAAACCAACUCGUUCGGAAAGAAAGUGUUGAUUUCUGGUUUGAGUGCUGUGAUGUUCCAGAUCCAACAACGAGACCUGCAACUGGCUUUUGGUUUAGACAAGUUCAGCUCGAACGAGAACGCCAGCAAUUGGCGAGAGCUCAUGACCGCGGCGUUUUCAAUUUGGAGAAACGAUGUGGGCGACUCAUGUUGCUCUUCAAGAAUGGCUAUCGAGAACGUUGAGUCGUCCACCACGUCCACACAGUUCUCCUUGAGCGAUACUCGGUGCAAAUGUGUGGUUUACCACAUUGCCCAUAUCUGUAUGUCGAUUUCGCAGUACGACUUCUUGAUCUACGCCGGUGCGCCGUGGAGAAUGAACGUGAAGCCGUCGUCUGCGCUGGAACGGGAAGCUAUUUGCAAACGGGUGAUUGAAUGGACAGAGACCAAACACGCACGGGUUGCAGUUGUUCAAUGCUAUUUGCUGCUGUUUGAAAUGCUUUUAUCUCCACAGGACUCGAAGACCGACUUUCAGUACGAUUACCAGGCAGAUAGCGACUUAUUCUUCCGGUCCAAUGCCGUUUCCAUCAGUGUGCUGGUUUUAUGGUCGUAUGUCUACAUCAAAUGUGGAGUCGAGGAUAGAACCAAGAAAGAGACCGGGUACGAGUAUUUGAGACGAAUCCGCCAGGAGUUCACAGAUAUCACCAAAUGCAGUUUGCACACGAGUCAAACAAACUGUUCCGGGUCGGAGUACUACGGGUCUUUGUUGAAAUGGUCUGCUGCUUUGGAUCUAAUCACGAAAAAAGAGCAGAUGACCGGGCUGCUGGAUAUGAUGGGCGAGCGCAUUGCCACGACAGAAUACUCGAUCGUCAACGAACUAGGAAAACUGAUCAAGUUCUGCUCUGUCAGAAGCGCAGGAUCGCCAAGCUCAAUACUGCACGACAUGUAUGAUUAA